Molecule: messenger RNA, 3411 nt
Organism: Motacilla alba alba
Lineage: Eukaryota; Metazoa; Chordata; Aves; Passeriformes; Motacillidae
Gene: DHX16
Product: DEAH-box helicase 16
Exons: 20
Coding region: 164-3382 (1072 amino acids)
Cellular component (GO): intracellular anatomical structure; catalytic step 2 spliceosome
Molecular function (GO): RNA binding; ATP binding
Source: RefSeq, a predicted model, not a curated record
AUUACGGUAACUCCGCUAGUGGGCGCGGCCUCGCUCUGAUUGGCCGAACCCGCCCGCCGCGCGCUACCCGGGCGCUGAUUGGCCGAGACAUUCCCGCGCUAGGCGCUGAUUGGACAGCGGCUCCGUGAGGGAGGAGAAGGAGGAGGAAGAAGCAGGAGCGGCCAUGGCGGCGAUGGCGGCCCUGGAGCGCUGGGUGUCCGGGCAGCUGCAGGAGCUGCUGGGCCUCAGCGGCCGCCAUGUCCCCGCGUUCCUGGUGGCGCUGGCGCGGCGCAGCCGGAGCCUGGAGGAGCUGCUGGAGCGGCUGCGCGAGACCGAGGCCCUGCGCGUGGAGGAGCCGCGCGUGCGCGAGUUCGCGCGCCAGCUGUGGGACAAGGUGCCCCGGGAAGCCCCCCGGGAGCCCCCCGGGCGCGCGGCCGAGCGGGCGGCGCUGGAGCUGCAGCGCCAGAACCGCGGCUACCGAUUGGUGGAGAGCGACGAGGAGGAGGGGCCGGGCCCCGCCCAGGACCACGCCCAGGACCGGCCACGCCCCCGGCGGCGACACCUGAGGCGACGUCACCGCUCCGAGUCCCCCCCCGAGGCCCCCGCGGAGGCGCCGGCGUCCCCGCCGGCCCCCGAGCCCCCCGAGGAGCCCGAGGAGGAGUGGGAGGCGUCGGAGCGGGAGCGGCUGCGGGACCUGCGCGAGCGCGACGCCUUCGCCGAGCGCCUGCGGCGGCGCGACCGCGAGCGCGACCGGGGGGCGCGGGGGGACUCCAAGGCCUACGAGGAAGCGCAGAAGCGCCUGAAGAUGGCCGAGGAGGAGCAGAAAGCCAUGAUCCCCGAGCUGCGCAAGCGCUCCCGCCGCGAGUACCUGGCCAAGCGCGAGCGGGAGAAGCUGGAGGAGCUGGAGCAGGAGAUCCAGGACGAGGAGCUGCUCUUCGGGGAGGAGGCGCUGACGGCCCCGGAGCGGCGCGAGCUGCGCUACAAGCGGCGCCUGCGCGACCUCGCCCGCGACUACAAACGGGCCGGGGCCCGCGAGGAGCUGGAGAGGAGCAGCCGCUACCACAUCCCCGAGGAGACCAGGGACAAGAAGAUCCCGGAGCAGGAGGAGGCGCAGGAGGAGGCGCUGGCGCCGCGGGACGAGCAGCGGCGCUGGGAGGAGCAGCUGCUGGGGGCGGCCGCGCUGCGCUUCGGGGCCCGCGACGCCGCCCGCGCCCGGCCCGGCCCCGACUACCAGCUGCUGCUGGAGGAGGACGAGAUGGUGCAGUUCGUCAGCGCUGCUCAGCUGGAGGGCACCGACCCCCAAAAGGAUGUCCCCGAGGCCGUCCCCGAGGCCGAGCGGCGCCGGCAGUCGCUGCAGGACGGCCGCCGGGCGCUGCCCAUCUUCCCCUUCCGCGACGAGCUGGUGGCGGCCGUGGCCCAGCACCAGGUGCUGGUGAUCGAGGGCGAGACGGGCUCGGGGAAAACCACCCAGAUCCCCCAGUACCUGCACGAGGAGGGCUACACGCGGGGGGGGCUGAAGAUCGGGGUGACGCAGCCGCGGCGCGUGGCCGCCAUGAGCGUGGCCGCCAGGGUGGCCGUGGAGAUGGGGACAAAGCUGGGCAACGAGGUGGGGUACAGCAUCCGCUUCGAGGACUGCACGUCGGAGCGCACGGUGCUCAAGUACAUGACGGACGGCAUGCUGCUGAGGGAGUUCCUGACCGAGCCCGACCUGGCCUCCUACAGCGUGAUCAUGGUGGACGAGGCGCACGAGCGCACGCUGCACACGGACGUGCUCUUCGGCCUCAUCAAGGACAUCGCGCGCUUCCGGCCGCAGCUGAAGGUGCUGGUGGCCUCGGCCACGCUGGACACCGAGCGCUUCUCGGCCUUCUUCGACCACGCGCCCGUCUUCCGCAUCCCGGGGCGGCGCUUCCCCGUGGACAUCUACUACACCAAGGCGCCUGAGGCCGAUUACCUGGAGGCCUGCGUGGUGUCGGUGCUGCAGAUCCACGUCACCCAACCCCCCGGGGACAUCCUGGUGUUCCUCACCGGGCAGGAGGAGAUCGAGGCCUGCGUGGAGCUGCUGCAGGAGCGCUGCCGCCGCCUGGGCUCGCGCCUGCCCGAGCUGCUGGUGCUGCCCAUCUACGCCAACCUGCCCUCCGAGCUGCAGGCCCGCAUCUUCCAGCCCACGCCCCCCGGCGCCAGGAAGGUGGUGGUGGCCACCAACAUCGCCGAGACCUCGGUGACCAUCGACGGCAUCGUCUACGUGCUGGACCCCGGCUUCUGCAAGCAGAAGAGCUACAGCGCCCGCACGGGCAUGGAGUCGCUGGUGGUGACGCCCUGCUCCAAGGCCUCUGCCAACCAGCGCGCGGGCCGCGCGGGCCGCGUGGCGCCCGGGAAGUGCUUCCGGCUCUACACGGCCUGGGCGUUCCAGCACGAGCUGGAGGAGACGGCGGUGCCCGAGAUCCAGAGAGCCGACCUGGGCGCGCUGGUGCUGCUGCUCAAGAGCCUGGGCAUCAACGACCUGAUCCACUUCGACUUCCUGGACCCUCCCCCCCACGAGACGCUGGUGCUGGCGCUGGAGCAGCUCUACGCGCUGGGGGCGCUGAACCACCUGGGGGAGCUGACCACGCUGGGCCGGCGCAUGGCGGAGCUGCCGGUGGAGCCGAUGCUGGCCAAGAUGAUCCUGGCGAGCGAGCAGUACGGCUGCACGGAGGAGGUGCUGACGGUGGCCGCCAUGUCCCCAGAGUCCCCUCAGUGUCCCCAGUGUCCCCUGAGUGUCCCCUGUGUCCCCUGCAGGUACGGCUGCACGGAGGAGGUGCUGACGGUGGCCGCCAUGCUGUCGGUGAACAACGCCGUGUUCUACCGGCCCAAGGACAAGGUGCUGCACGCCGACAGCGCCCGCGUGGCCUUCAGCGUGCCCGGCGGCGACCACCUGGUGCUGCUCAACGUCUACAACCAGUGGGUGGCCAGCGGGCACUCCCUGCAGUGGUGCUACGAGCACUUUGUGCAGGCGCGCUCCCUGCGCCGGGCGCGCGACGUGCGCGAGCAGCUGCAGGGGCUGAUGGAGCGCGUGGAGAUCGCGCCGUCCUCCUGCGGGGGCAACCUGGACCUGGUGCGCAAGGCCAUCACGGCCGGGUUCUUCUACCACACGGCGCGGCUGGCGCGCGGCGGGUACCGCACGGUGAAGCACCAGCAGCCCGUGUUCAUCCACCCCAACAGCGCCCUGUUCGCCCUGCAGCCCCGCUGGGUGCUCUACCACGAGCUGGUGUGCACCUCCAAGGAGUUCAUGAGACAGGUGAUCGAGAUCGACAGCGCCUGGCUGCUGGAGGUGGCCCCCCACUAUUACCAGGCCAAGGAGCUCGAGGACGGCAGCAGCCGCAAGAUGCCCAAGAAAGCCGGGAAAUCACGGGAGGAGCUGGGCUGACCCCGGGGACACCUGGGGGACACCUGGGG